AUGGAGACCGUCAAGAAGGUUCCAGACAUCGACUGCAACACCCGGGCAUCCAACAGCAGAACCGACCCAGGGAGUGACGUCAAGAACGCGGACAGAGUUUACAAUAUCGGCGGCAGAACGCUAAGAGGGACCGACGUCAAGACCAUCGCCGAUUAUGAUCAAGCUCUCAGAAAGGGUUUCCCCAAGGGGGGACUGCGCAAGAAUCAGCCUGGUCGAUUCAUGUCACUCCCGACUGAGCUACGUCGGAUGAUCUACUGCCAGCUUGCCCUCGAUAUGUACAGACACUACAUACCCGGCAAACCGAGAGAUGAAGACGGCGUGCGCAAUUGGAGCGACUUCCAUUAUGACAACAGCCGUACGAUUGUAUGGCGCCACGACGAUACACCCUGGGAACUUUAUGCAGAUGACGACGAGCAAGAUUAUGCAACGUUCAAAUACGAUCGUAACCCUUGGAUUAGCAACCUUCCCGCUAUCAUGAGAACCUGCAAAGAAGUAUAUAAGGAAGCCAAACCCGAAUUCUUCCAGUUUUGCUUCAUGAUGUUCGAGGGUAAAGGAUACUUGGAAGACUGGGACACAAAAAUCGAUAUUAUCUCGCCCGGAAGAUUCCGCCCGGAGCACAUUCGCGACUUGCAUAUCGAGUGGCUGCAAACCAUCUGCCCACCCAUCCGAGAAUUCCUCGAGUACGUCUUCAGAGCGGCCAAGAACCUUCAGCUUCUACACUUCGACACGACCGGGGGCAAUAUCAGCGAGAGAUCGAGCCGGAAGCUUGCCGAAAUCCUGGGCCCCCUUCUUCUCUCAAGCAAGAAGCUUCGGGUGGUCAGAUUCACGGGCCAGGAUCACGUGUGGUGGGCAAACACAAUGCGGGAGAAGCUCAAGGGAUGUGGUACGGUUGUAAAGAGCCUGUGCGACAAGGCCUGCGACCCCGGCUACCAGGGCUUCCAGUCAACGGCACACGAUGAUAUCAAUAACCCAGUCAGCAGCAGGGACUGGAAAGUGAACGAGGACUAUUUCGGAUGGUACCAUACGCUAGAGAACAAUGGGUGGAAUGUCUACACCCAAGAUGACGGCGACCAAAACCAAAAUGACCAAGAACAACUCGUCAACGGCCAAGACAAAGAUGAAGACGACCAUGAAGAAGAAGGCGAAGAUAACAACGGCGAGAAAAUUUGAUCUACAGAUCAGUAGAUUCUGGUGGGUUUGUGAGGAGUACAUCAAAGCUACAGGGAAAUCACUUGCAAGUAGGGGCUUAUAAAUGGGCGAAGCAGGUGAUGGCAAAGGAACCAGAGGAACGAGCUUGUGAAGACUACAUCGACCAUACGAUGAAAUCACUUGCAAUUAGAGGAUCAUGAAGGGUUGAACUAGCUCAUGGUAAGGAACUCAAGAAGAGUUUCUGAGGACUACAUCAACGCUACAGGGAAAUCAUUUGCUACUAGGGGAUCAUCAAGGACCGAAGCAGGUCAUAUCAAAGGGACUCGAGGGAUUUAUCACUAAUUGCCCUAACGGGUUGUAUUAUUCUAUUCAAAACUCC
Pseudomassariella vexata is the source of this 1528-nucleotide messenger RNA. RefSeq lists its product as uncharacterized. NCBI's taxonomy places the organism in Eukaryota, Fungi, Ascomycota, Sordariomycetes, Amphisphaeriales, Pseudomassariaceae. The coding region runs from base 1 to 1170 and encodes 389 amino acids. The record is from RefSeq and is a predicted model, not a curated record. The transcript is spliced from 2 exons.